AUGGAGGGGGAGAAUGCCAACCCCGACUCCUCGGACCAAGCGGAAAGGCCCCGAGUGCGGGGGCGGGUCCGGAGGCGACGGGCAACCAAACUGCUACAGCUGCAGAGGGGAGGGCAGCAGCAGCUGCAGAGCGGAGGGCAGCAGCAACUGCUGCAGAGGGGAGGGCAGCAGCAGCUGCAGAGCGGAAGGCAGCAGGAGCUGCAGAGCGGAGGGCAGCGGCAGCUGCAAAGAGGAGAUCAGCAGCUGCUGCAGAGUGGAGGGCAGCAGGAGCUGCAGAGCCGAGAGCAGCAAGAGCUGCGGAGUGGAGAGCAGCAGCAGCUGCAGAGUGGAGGGCAGCAGGAGCUGCAGAGUGGAGGGCAGGAGGAGCUGCAGAGCGGAGGGCAGCAAGACCCACUGGGGGAGUUGGAUGUGGAGAUAGAGGCCGAGGCAUACACCGACGAGCUGGAAUCAAGCCCCAUGGAGGGGCGGAGGGCAGCAGCCCAAUCAGAGCGGAGGGCAGCAGCAGCUGCAGGGCGGAGGGCAGCAGCAGCUGCAGAGUGGAGGGCAGCAGCCCAAUCAGAGUGGUGGGCAGCAGCAGCUGGAGGGAGCAGCAAUCAGAGCGGAGGGCAGCAGCAGCUGCAGAGCGGAGGGCAGCAGCAGCUGCAGAGCGGAGGGCAGCAGCAGCUGCAGAGCAGAGGGCAGCAGCCCAAUCAGAGCGGAGGGCAGCAGCAGCUGCAGAGCGGAGGGCAGCAGCCCAAUCAGAGCGGAGGGCAGCAGCAGCUGCAGAGCGGAGGGCAGCAGGAGCUGCAGAGCGGAGGGCAGCAGCAGCUGCAGGGCGGAGGGCAGCAGCAGCUGCAGAGUGGGGGGCAGCAGCAACUGCUGCAGAGCGGAGGGCAGCAGCAGCUGCAGGGCGGAGGGCAGCAGCAGCUGCAGAGCGGAGGGCAGCAGGAGCUGCAGAGCGGAGGGCAGCAGCAGCUGCAGAGCGGAGGGCAGCAGCAACUGCUGCAGAGCGGAGGGCAGCAUGAGCUGCAGAGCGGAGGGCAGCAUGAGCUGCAGGGCGGAGGGCAGCAGCAGCUGCAGAGCGGAGGGCAGCAGCAACUGCAGAGCGGAGGGCAGCAGCAGCUGCAGAGCGGAGGGCAGCAGCAGCUGCAGAGGGGAGGGCAGCAGCAGCUGCAGAGCGGAGGGCAGCAGGAGCUGCAGAGCGGAGGGCAGCAGCAGCUGCAGAGCGGAGGGCAGCAGCCCAAUCAGAGCGGAGGGCAGCAGCAGCUGCAGAGCGGAGGGCAGCAGCCCAAUCAGAGCGGAGGGCAGCAGCAACUGCAGAGCGGAGGGCAGCAGCAGCUGCAGAGCGGAGGGCAGCAUGAGCUGCAGGGCGGAGGGCAGCAGCCCAAUCAGAGCGGAGGGCAGCAGCAGCUGCAGAGCGGAGGGCAGCAGCAGCUGCAGAGUGGAGGGCAGCAGCCCAAUCAGAGCGGAGGGCAGCAGCAGCUGCAGAGCGGAGGGCAGCAGCAGCUGCAGAGCGGAGGGCAGCAGCAGCUGCAGAGUGGAGGGCAGCAGCCCAAUCAGAGCGGAGGGCAGCAGCAGCUGCAGAGCGGAGGGCAGCAGCGGCUGCAGAGUGGGGGGCAGCUGCAGCUGCAGUGCGGAGGGCAGCAGCAGCUGCAGAGCGGAGGGCAGCAACAGCUGCAGAGCGGAGGGCAGCAGCAGCUGCAGAGCGGAGGGCAGCAACAGCUGCAGAGCGGAGGGCAGCAGGAGCUGCCCGAUGGGGUGCAGCUUGCGAGGCUGCCAGAGGGGGAGAUGGAGAUGGAGUCGAGCAGACAGGUCUUGCCGGCGUGUUCGAGUGGAGAGGAGCACCCAGACCCUAUGCUGACACCCCCGCCCCGCAUCCCGUGCGAAACCUGUUAUCGCACUUUCACGGAGAGAGGAAAGGCCACGCGUCAUAUGUCGGCCUGCAGGGCAGCGGACGCCAAGCGCCGUGCACAGGCGCUUGGGUUGACCCGCGACGUCACAGACGACUCGGACAGCGAACCUCCGCCACCACGGGAUAUCAGUGAAGAGGUGUGGGCCGCAGUUCCCACAUGGGACUGGGAGUCGUUUUUCGGGAUCGAAUUGGUGCCAGGGAGAAUCAUGCGUCGCAUCCCACAGCGCGCAAGACUGGGGGUGCUUGAUGCACUAGCUUGGCAGAGGGCGGCAAUUAGGGAGCGGUUGGAGAAGUUUUGGGCUGGGGAGUGGCAGCAGCUGUUUGAGUUGGCGGUGGCGGCGAUGCAACCUGCGGCUCGCCCCUUGUCCUUCACCCCACCCGAGCAUGAUCCUGAUGCCGUGCGCCUAUCCCGCUGCCGUACAAGGUGCAAAGUGGGAGAAUGGAGUCGGGGUUUGGCGUGCCUUACGGCUGGUAGCAUCGCUCAGCCCUCUCAGCACAUGGUGGACGCGCUACGAGCGAAACACCCAUCGUGCGAGUCCGCCAUUCCUGGGUGGGUGCAGGAGGAGACAGUCGAGCCUUCCCUUAUCCCACAGCUCUCAGUGGAGGUACUCGGCCAGGCGAUCCACUCAGCGGCUAGGGCGUCCGCACCAGGACCGUCGGGGUGGGUGACGGAGCACCUGCGCGACACUUUUCUCUCUGAGCCCGCGUAUCUGUCCCACCUGCUAGAGGUCUUCACCCAGUGGACCAAGGGAGAGGUAGCGGAGCGCGUGCGACCCUGGCUCACUGCGUCCAACUUGGUGGGCCUGUCGAAGCCGAAUGGUGACGUUCGCCCGGUGGCUAUAGGCGAGGUGCUCCCCCGCAUACUAUCUCGGGCCAUAUGCAUCGUGCUUCGCCCGAAGAUGAUGUCGCACUUUGCUCCGUGUAACCAGUUUGGAGUCGGGUCCAGGUCGGGAGUGGAAGUCCUCGCACAUGCCUUUCGCUCCGCCAUCUCUACUCACCCGUCGUGGUGUGCGCUGCAAAUUGACGUGGCGAACGCUUUCAACUCCUUCCAUCGGCGGGAAAUGUUUGAGGGUCUUCGACAGUCGCCUUUCAAGGGAUUGAUUCCAUUUCUGCGUGUCUUCUACGGCACUCCUAGCGACCUCUAUCUCCGAGCGGGCCCUUUUGUCGAAGCUUUGGCUUCCGAGCGGGGCUCGAGGCAAGGGGAUCCAUUGGGUCCGUUUCUGUUCGCGUUCACACAGCAGCUGGUUAUGGAACCAACCAAAAUGGAGUACGCCGACUUACUCUUCCUCAGCUAUGCUGACGAUACGUAUAUCCUGGGGCCUAGGGAACGGGUUCUAGCAGCCUAUGAGGCCUUGCGGGAACGACUGGACGGGCUGGGUUUGGAGGUGCAGCCGCAUAAGUGUAAGCUAUGGGAGCGAGGGAGGGACCAGGAUGGGGAGGAGAGAAAUGAGACUGUCCCGCCCGGCAUGCAGCAGACAUGGACGGGGCUCACUGUGGUAGGGGUGCCCAUUGGGGAGGAGGACUGGGAGGUGGCUAGCCUGCGUCGCCGGCUGACGGAGCUGCAUGCACCUGUCCCCUGGCUUCCUCUGCUUGACCACCCACAGAUUGCGUCCCAUUUGUUGGCGAUCGCAGUGUCGGCGCGCCCGAUCUACCUCACACGGACGAUGCCUCCACGACCUGAGGUUGUGGAGGCUUUUCGGGACUGGGACACGAAGCUGGAAGAUUGUUUCGAGGAGCUGUUUCCAGAUAGUACCUGGGAUCACGAUUCGGGGAAGUCCCAGAUGGCUCGUUUACAGCUGCACCUUCCUGCCAGACUCGGGGGGUUCGGCAUUCGAUCUGCGGCUGACCUUAGUCCUCUGUCGUAUGCAUGUGGCUGGUGCCAAGCAGUGAGCGAUGUGGCUCGGUUGGGGGUGGCAGGUGAGGAGCGGAUGUUUGAGGAGUUUUUCCGCACGCCCGAGGCUACGACCUUGUUGGACCCCUGGUUUGCGAGAGCAGUGGAUCUGCUUCCACAGUCGGUUCGGCAGGAGAUGCCACCCCUUGCCUUGUGCACCGCUGAUCCGCCUAUGCUGCUCUUCCCCACACAACACCGUCGCCUGGCGGUUGAGAGCCUCCAAUCUCUUCGAGGCAUGGCCCACAACGAUGCCACCCUGGCCCGUUUGACAUCCCUUCAGGGCCCGGGGGCUGGGGCGUGGGUUUCUGCCGUUCCUUCGCACGAGGAGGCUACCUUCACCGCAGCCGAGUGGAGCAUCUGCGCGUCCAUGCGCCUAGGCCUCCCUAUUCAGCAGCUGAUAGUGGCCGGCAAGUGCGCGUGUGGGUUUGAGUUUGCUGAUCCCUCUGACCCGCAUCAUGCCCUUCGCUGCAAGUAUCAGUAUGCACCUUCUCGGGUUCACGAUGCGGUUAAAUUUGUGGUGGCGAAGAUAGCUAAGGGUGCGGGUGGGAUUGUGACCAUGGAAGACGACACGUUGCUCCCAGGGAAGAGGGUUGAUGUGGCGGUUCGGAAACUGAGGGAGGGGGAGGAGCACGCGCUGGAGGUUAGUGUGGUAGAUCCUAUCUCGCUAUCCGCGCAGCACCAUGGACAGAUUGGUCGCAAGGUGGGUUUUGCCGCGAGAGAGAGAGAAAAGCGGAAGACGGCGGACUACAAAUCGCUUCUACAGCGGCAUGGGGGAGUGCAGUUCACACCACUCAUUGCUGAGACAUGGGGAUGCUUGGGGGGGAGUUUUGGACGGUGGCUUAAGAAGCAGGGUGACGCGCAGAUCGAGAUAGCAAAGACGAAAGGGGCGGCGCGAGCUACGGGAAAGGGUUUCUCGGCUUAUUUGCUCGGAUCGCUCAAAGCGGCUGUGGGUGUGGCUUUGCAACGGGCUCAGGCGCGUGUGAUCUUGUUACGCGCUGCGUCGAUGAUGAGAGGCCCAGAGGCUGUUUGGGUGGAGCGGGAGGAUGUUGAGGAGGAGAUGGGAUGGGAUGCUCCGUGGGCGGAUGCACCAUACUUGGUAGACAUGCGGGUUUAG
Closterium sp. Yama58-4 is the source of this 4896-nucleotide messenger RNA. The record is from the annotation of a GenBank genome assembly. NCBI's taxonomy places the organism in Eukaryota, Viridiplantae, Streptophyta, Zygnematophyceae, Desmidiales, Closteriaceae.